Spirodela intermedia is the source of this 3677-nucleotide messenger RNA. Lineage: Eukaryota; Viridiplantae; Streptophyta; Magnoliopsida; Alismatales; Araceae. The record is from the annotation of a GenBank genome assembly.
AUGGCCACUGAAAGAAACCCGGAGAAACGUAUCCUUUCUACUGUGUUUUCAUUCAUGUCUGUGCUCGUUCCCUGUCCUGAUCUCCUUGAUCCACGCUCCCAGUCCGGUAAUUUGUGAUUGCGACGAAUUUUUAAUGUGUAUUUCGCUUCGUCUCUCUUGAAGCACAACCACGUUUCUAAUUUUGUGCUUCGCGACAUGGUCUCUCAUGUGGAUUCUUUUUGUUUUUUUCACUCUUUCCAAUACGUUCUGCAGCGUCCUUUUAUUUUGUUGGAAGCUUUCGGAAAAAUUCUUGCUGACCUCAGGAGCGCUUUUCAGUAAUGCAUUUAGAUACGUGUUCGCUGGUCUAGUUUUUGCCUGAGCUCUUCCCGGAGUUCGUCGAUACGCACGCUCUAAUAUCCCACUCCGUUUAAGGUGAAUUGAUGUGGUCUCCCGAGGAUUGGAGAUCUCACGUGUAAAAUUCUCGCCUUCCGUGCCUGUUGGUUCUCUCUUACAGUGUACUUCCCUUUCAAUUUUAUCGAUUAUUGAGAUCCACGAUCCUUCUAUUAGGUGUCUCGCCGUCGCAAGUCACUAUCUGUUUUCCUUCGUCAUUUUUCAAUUUUCCUGUGUUCUUCUGGUUAGACGCUCUCCUUUUUUUUUCAGAUCUGUGUCGGUGGUUGGUUGAGGGGUUGCAUAUACUUUUUUUAAUCUGCGUGCAUGCUUCAUAUCAGCUAGGCACAAUUAAAUAGUUGCUCAGCGGAUCUUAAUAAGAUAACUUUUAAUUUACCCUCAACAUUGUCUACCUUGACUGGAUUUUACUCAGCUGUUGAGGAAGCGAAGAAGAAGUUGAAAAUAAAUACGUCUUCUGAAGUAUUGGUGGUAAAUGCAAUGUGGCUCUGUCUCAUUUAUUUAUGUGCAUCGAUUACAAUCGUCGAAUGCCGCCACUUUAUGUUUUCGUAGUGUACAAUUGUUCAUCAUAAGCAUGUUUUAUGUAACUGAUUUUUUACUUAUUUAUCUUUUCUGGCUCUCGUUUUUCCUAGGCUCCUGUAAAGGACGGGACUCUCUCUGAUGCUGCUUCUUGUGUUUCAUCUGGGGAUGCGACAAGCAGCGUGAAGGGUUUGUCAUAUUAUCCCAUGAAUUAUUACGGCUAUUAUUACCCAGGUUUGUAUAUUCCAUUGGUCGUCUAGAUUUGAAGAUUUUUUGGAGAAGAUUUAUUCUUACUCACCGCAUGAUGAUAUCAAUGCGACGUUAUUUGUAGUUUCCUUCGCUGAGCGGGAUGACCAAAGUUAUGUUGUGGGGAGCGAUGGAUUGGAGUUCCAGCAACCAGUAAGUUCUUUUUCAUUAUAAAUUACGCGUAAUUCUUGUUUAGUUUCUUCUCUUGAGCCAUCCCUGGUAAGGAUAUCUAUUGGAUCUUUUGCUUUCUGUUCUACAGGGGAAGAAAAAUUUCGUCAAUUUUAGAGUUGUUGUUAUUGGUGUCCAAAUUAUUAUUUUUUCUUUUUUUAAAAGGUGACCAUAUGUUUUUUAUCUUGUUGAUUUUUAUUUUUAGGUGACCUCCCUUGCUUAUUUUGUGAAAAAAAUAUCUGUUGUUUUCGUAUGUAUAAUUAGAUUUUUCAAGUAACGUUGUUCCGCGUUACUGCGUAUUUCAUGCUUCUAAAAUCUUAGAAGCUUAGUUUUUGUUACCAAUCCUAUAUCUGCAGAUUUCAUUGCGAAGGGAGAAUCACUUUUAUUUUCCUCUUUAUUUUCAGGCAUUUCCAACUGAUAACUCAUCAGUACUGUAUUAUAAACCCGGAUUUCAAUCUACUUUUGGCACUUACAGUCCGUUCUUGCCUGGAGAUUAUAUAAGCACUGAUGGACAAUACCUGGGUCAACAAGGGUACUAUGCUGGCUCCAUGUUCCCCCAUCCUGUCCUUUCCCCAGGGUGUUUCUCUCCUUCAGCUGCUUACGGGCCCGAUCUUGUUCCUGAAUAUACAUGGGACACAUCCUACAUAUACGGUGAUGGAACUAAUGGACAUGGUGUGGGAGAUUCGCCAAUUCCAGCAUUGAGAGGUGGCUUGUCGCAAGCUUACUCUCCUACCAGGGUCCCGGUACCUUCAAAGUCUGGGACUUCCCCAGGAAGGGCAGUGUCGCCAGGCUCUGCUAUACACGGUCAAACACCAAAGGCUGGGAACAAGGUCAUCUGGGCUUAAAUCUCUUUGUUUCUCCACACUCGUCAAUUCAUGUCUUCCCAUAGCUAAGACUGCACUAUAUUUCCCUAAUAUAUGUUAUUCGAUGUUACUAUUUCAGGUUGCAUCUGUAGUAUCCAAGGGCUACAUUCCUGUGACAAAAUUUCCUCCGUAUCAUAACCAAGUGAAGAGUGGUGUUCCUUACACAAAUAGCGGAUUUAGUGUUAAAGAAAAUGGGCAGAGUUGGGUUGGCAGCGACAAACUGAAGACCCGAAACAAGCUCGGUGUUGGUGAUAUUGACUUCCUUAAUGAGCAGAAUCGUGGUCCCAGGACAAGCAGUCAUAAGUCAGCCUCGGAAUCAGGCUCUGAUGCAGCUGGAGUUUUCAGUGCCGAUGAUUGCAAUGGUCAAAAUACCAUUUCGCCUGACAUAGAUAUAAAGCGGGAGGAUUACAACCUUGAAGAUUUUCCGACUAAAUAUGAACACGCGCUGUUCUUCGUCAUCAAGUCAUACAGCGAGGAUGACAUUCAUAAAAGCAUUAAAUACAAUGUUUGGGCGAGCACUCCUAACGGAAACCAGAGGCUUGACAAUGCAUUUCAGAUUUCACAGGCCAAAAUGGAGGAGAAAGGCAGCAAAUGCCCCGUCUUCUUAUUCUUUUCGGUAUGUAUGCAUGUAUUUCCGUCUUUAGUACUCACCUUAGAGAGAGAAAAUCAAUAUCACAUGUCCACGUGCGCAGAGCAAAGCAACAAUUAUCUUUAAUACAUGUCCAAUUAUGUUUCGUAUGUUUUUUUCUGGUCAAUUAUGCUGAGUAUUCUGAGUUGUGUGUUUCCCUGCUGCGGAACAGGUCAACGCAAGUGGCCAGUUCUGCGGGGUCGCUGAGAUGAUCGGUCGAGUUAAUUUCAACAAAAACAUGGAUUUUUGGCAGCAGGACAAAUGGAAUGGGUUUUUCCCUGUCAAGUGGCACAUAAUAAAGGACGUUCCGAAUUCCCAGUUUCGUCAUAUCAUACUCGAGAACAAUGACAAUAAGCCUGUGACCAACAGUAGAGACACACAAGAGGUUCGAAUCACUCUGUUUUCUCUUUCUAUCUCUCGCAAAAGUCAAAGGGCAUUUCUGUAAAGAGCUGCUGUGACGGGUUCUUCUUUCUGAUCGAUCACCUGCUUGUUUCAGGUGAAAUUCUCGCAAGGAAUGGAGGUUUUGGGGAUCUUCAAGGCCUUCUCUUCCAAGACUUCUAUACUGGACGACUUCAGCUUUUAUGAUAACCGGCAGAAGGCGAUGCAGAGCAAGAGGUCAAAGGCCCACGCGCCCCAUCUGGAGGGCUUCUCGGUGAGCAUCUCUAUCCAGCAGACCCAGUGAUCGUCAAGAUAUCACGACCCUUUCUUCUGAGCAGCUCAAACGCUUGCAGGUGAAAUCGAGUGACGCCGCCGCGCCGGUUGGAAAGGCGGGCGAGCUGGACCCCCUGAUUGCGGGACUCAAGGCCGUCGAACUGGGGCCGGCGAAGAGCGCGGGCGAGCCCCAGAUGGGCGUCGAGGUGAAGGAAUGA